ACUGAACAGAGCCAGAGCCAGUCUGCUCGUAGUCUCGUAGUCUCACUGCAACCACUGACGAGGAAGCAAGCACUCGCAGUUGUCUCUGAUCGACUUCAGUCUGAGCUGAAAUAACAUAAUUACUUUGAAGUCUGCAUUUGCUGACAAGAAAACCGCUCCCGCUCGUAUUUUCUCCCGCCUUCUGCUGAAGAAACAGCGAAAACCACCUGCAGCGCUCGGUAGAUUCUCUGUCGUUUGCAAGCGAUCUCAUUUGCAUCUCUCGCUGGUGGUUGACAUCAGGUACGACAGGACACCGAGCAAGGGGGUCGGAGAAGGCUACAACGCCCAUAUUUCUGUUAAGGUGGAUCGACAGUUCAAGAAGCCCUGAUGAUGUGUGCGUUCAUGACACCAGUUCUCAAGAAUGACUGGGAGGUCUACAAAACGAAGCGUUCUAGAAACAAUUCGGAAAGUUCCGCUGUCACGGUGCCCUCCGGCCAUCGCUCGCGCCCCUCCCACGUGCGGAAGCGGGGCAUAGGGGAGACGGGGAGGAGCUUCUCGUACCACGCCCCCGGUGGCCAUGCGAGAGGCGAGGUGAUGUACGUGGGCUCCCCGCCCCGCGCCUACCACAUGUCCCACAAGAACUCGAGGUACGCGUCGAGAACGUCCAUGGACCCCAUCUCGCCAGGUGCCAUGAGUCCGCCCAAGAGCCCAACCGGAACGAAGAGCGAUGGGCCGACCAAAAGCCCUUCGUCGGCGUCCCUUUCGAAGUUCCACAAUAAGGUGAUGGACAAGCUGAAGAGCGUCUUGCACCUGAAGGAAGACAGCAGCCAGGACGAGGGCCAAGAAGACACCAGAGGGCAGUCAUGAAGAACGGAGAACGCAGGGAACAGAGCACCCAGGCAGCGAAGAACCGUUUGCAGCAGAACCUUACGCGACGAAGCCUUGUGAUGGCCGAGAACUUCGAAACCAAAAAAAAAAAAAAAAAAAAGGUUUUGCCGAAGAUAAAGGUUGAUGAAAGAUGAAGAUAUCCUUGGUGGAGGAUUUGGGUGAUUUCUGUGGCCGGAUGGAAGACUUUUCCUGGGUUCUUCGAGUGAUGCUGUUUGGGUGGAGAAAGAUUGGAAAAUGAGACAAAGAAGGAAAUGUGAGGACUGCUGGAUAGUGUGCAGAAGGGAA
This is a messenger RNA of Penaeus vannamei (Pacific white shrimp), 1152 nucleotides long. RefSeq lists its product as uncharacterized. The record is from RefSeq and is a predicted model, not a curated record. Lineage: Eukaryota; Metazoa; Arthropoda; Malacostraca; Decapoda; Penaeidae.